Messenger RNA from Coregonus sp. 'balchen', 6290 nucleotides. The record is from the annotation of a GenBank genome assembly. Lineage: Eukaryota; Metazoa; Chordata; Actinopteri; Salmoniformes; Salmonidae.
AUGAGUGCAACUGGCACGAGAGUAGAGGACUCUGGGAAGUCGCUUCAUGAGUGGACCAUAGAGUGUCGAGAGAAUGGCUACCUUCUCUCUGGCAAGAAGAUUGGGACAGGUGCUUUCUCCAAGGUCUACCUGGGGUACGCUACCCCAAAUAAGAUCAGCAAGAACUACAAGCUGGCCAAUGACCUGAGGAGCAAGAUCCACAACAUGGUAAAGUACAGUUUUUCUGCCACAUCUUUACCAUGGUAAAUCAUUUUAAAAGAAUUUCUCAACUUCAUUUAAUGAGCAUAACAUGUAGAUACUUACUUAUUAGUUUUUUUUAUAGCCAGACCUUAUAUUUGCUGGACAUAUUUUAAAACAAUAGUAUCUAGCUAAGACUAGCACUGAAGUGACACUUUAAUAACCUUGUUGUAUUUUUUGUGAAUUGUGUGGAUGAGGACGUUCACCCCUACAACCAUAAAUUGUUCAGGUGGCCAUCAAAAUCAUCUCUAUCAAUGAGGCUCCCCCAGAAUACUCCAAGAAAUUCCUACACAGAGAGAUAUAUGCUCUGAACGCCACGUACAGACACCCAGGGGUGGUGAGGGUUGUUAGGGUACAAACACCAAACACUUGAGUUCAGAUUGAUAUAGGCUAAACAUAUAGGGCUAGUUUCCCAGACACAGACUAAGACUAGUCCUAGAAUAAAAAGCACCUCUGUUGAACAUGCCCUUUAGUCCAGGAAUAGGCCUAAUCUGGGUCUGGGAAACUGGCCCUUAGACACCUAAAUGGUUUUGCAGGAAAGGUUUGAUGUGAUGUGAUGUCAAGCAUGCACCUGCAUCCAGAGUCACUGGAUGCGUGUACCAUAGAAAUAGAAUCAUUAGGUAAAUAGAUUAUAUUUAUGUGGUGUACACUCUACUUUUGAAACAGGUCCAGCUGUAUGACAUGUUCCGUUCACUGAAGCGGUUCUAUCUGAUUCUGGAGCUGGCUCUGAGCGGAGACCUUCUAGAACACAUCAACGCCGUGUCCCAUAGCAAGGGCAGCCCGGGCCUCAGUGAAGAGGAGGCUCGCAGGCUCUUCAAACAGAUAGUCAACGCCGUCAUGCACUGUCACAACAACCACAUAGUACACAGGUAACACCUCACUGUCUGCCAUAACAACCACAAAGAACACAGGUAACACCUCACUGUCUGCCAUAACAACCACAUAGAACACAAGUAACACCUCACUGCCAUAACAACCACAUAGUAAACAGGUAACACCUCACUGCCAUAACAACCACAUAGUACACAGGUAACACCUCACUGCCAUAACCACAUAGUAAACGGGUAACACCUCACUGCCAUAACAACCACAUAGUACACAGGUAACACCUCACUGCCAUAACCACAUAGUAAACAGGUAACACCUCACUGCCAUAACAACCACAUAGUACACAGGUAACACCUCACUGCCAUAACCACAUAGUAAAUGGGUAACACCUCACUGCCAUAACAAUCACAUAGUAAACAGGUAACACCUCACUGCCAUAACAACCACAUAGUACACAGGUAACACCUCACUGCCAUAACCACAUAGUAAACAGGUAACACCUCACUGCCAUAACAACCACAUAGUAAACAGGUAACACCUCACUGUCUGCCAUAACAACCACAUAGUACACAGGUAACACCUCACUGCCAUAACAACCACAUAGUAAACAGGUACCACCUCACUGCCAUAACAACCACAUAGUAAACAGGUAACACCUCACUGCCAUAACAACCACAUAGAACACAGGUAACUCCCCACUGUCUGCCAUAACAACCACAUAGUACACAGGUAACACCUCACUGCUGUUGCUGCAACCAUCUGAUUCUAUAUCUGCAACAAUCACAGGUAAUGUUGAGUAAAACCACAACAACCACAUAGUGCAUGACUGCUACAACAAUCACAUAUUGUAGUUUACAGGUAAUACCACAGCAACCAAACACAGGUAAUCAAGCACUGCUGCUGCCUGCCACACCCACAUUAGUCACAGGUAAUGUCAAUAUUUCUUGCAGUCACCAUGACAAUGUCCUUUUCCUUUUCAGAGACCUGAAAUGUGAAAACAUACUAUUGGACAAGCAAGGAUUUGUGAAAUUGACUGGUAAAAUAACUAUGCACUCCGAUAACCACCUCAGCAGACAGGUUUUUUUAUCCCAGCCUAUGGUAAACCAUGUGCAUCGCUGACUCUGUGUGUACUCUAUGGUGUUUGUGUGCUGUGCCUGGCAGACUUUGGCUUUGCCAACCACUACACAGACAGGAGUGUUCUGAUGAACACCUUCUGUGGAUCCGUGGCCUACACUGCCCCAGAGAUCCUACUGUCUCGCAAAUACAAUGGAGAACAAGCUGACCUGUGGAGCCUGUGAGUCAUCAGACAGCGAUUCCAUCCAAAAUGGCACCCUAUUCCCUAUUUAGUGCUCUACUUUUGACCAUGGGCCCUGGUAUAAAAUAGUGCACUAUAUGGAAUAGGGGGUAAUCUAGGACACAACAUCAACACGUCUCACACUUCAUUAAAUAGCUAUGAGAGUAUCAUUCCGCAACUUCUACAGAACAACUUUUCUCAUUAGUCCCAGUGCACCUGCAUACUAGUUGCUUACUGUAUAUAUUGACAGUCCUGUUAUUACAUUUACAUUUUAGUCAUUUAGCAGACGCUCUUAUCCAGAGCGACUUACAGUUAGUGAGUGCAUACAUUUUCAUACUGGCCCCCCGUGGGAAACGAACCCACGGGGGGGUUAUCAAUAAAUAACACUGUCAAGGGGGCAUCACAUUUACACAACUGUGUUUUCUGGCUUCUGCUUACUGGAAGUUAGUUGGCCAUGUCUUUUCUCUCCAUGUCCAGAGGGGUGAUUCUGUAUGCCAUGAUCACAGGGAAGCUGCCCUACCAUGAGAAGCACCCCCCGCAAACUGGUCCAACUCAUCAAGAAAGAGCUGCCGUUCCACCACCCAGUUUCUUCAGGUAUUCUGCCAGAAAUCAACAGGGGCCAUAGUCAUAAAGCAUCUCAGAGUAGGAGUGUUGAUCUAGGAUCAGGUCCCCAGUGUCUAUGUAAUCUUAUUCAUUAAAGAUUUAGAAAGCAAAACUGAUCCUAGAACAGCACUCCCACUUUGAGAUGCUUUGUGGAUACGGGCCAUGGUCUGUAAAAUGUGUAUAUACACUUCUCUCUCCAUCUCAACACUAUGUUUGCCUUGGAAAGAAAGCGUACCCAAACGCAUUUCAGCCCAGCUAAAAAAAAAAAAGAUGCCUUCAUCAAUUACUGAAAUGAGCAUCUGUAUGAUUAUUAUAGAACGGUGGUGAUGCAAAGUGGAUUUUUAUUUUUGUUGGAUGUGGGCCCGGUCUUUACUUGUUGACAUGUAAAUUAAUUUAAAGUCAAUAAAAAUAAUUUUCACAUAAAAAGCUCCAGUCCUAAUGUUCCCUGGCUGUCUGUGCCCCUCCAGGCUGCCAGGACCUGACUAAGAAGCUGUUAGAGUGGCAGCCCACCGCCCGCCUGCCCCUGGACCAGGUUAACAAACACCAGUGGUUGAUGCCCUCCAUGACUGGCCUGCUCUACAAGCUCCGUGCCACCAAGAGCGACAUCGCCCAUAAGAACAAAGCCUUGGACAAGAAGCUUAAAGACCGGUGAUAUGUUCCCUCUGUCACUCCAUAAAUGGCACCCUAUUUUCUAUAUAGUGCAUUACUUCCCUAUUGCCUCUGGUCAAAGGUAGUGCACUAUAUAGGGAAUAGGGUGCCAUUUGGAAUAGACUCUUGGUCUUAGUCUGGUUCUUUCAAGCAAGUUAACAGCAUAAUUUUUUAGAUGGCAUUACAUUUUUGUAAAGAACUGUUAUACAUCAUGUAAGGUGGAUAUCUAGAAGUACAGUGGGGAAAAAAAGUAUUUAGUCAGCCACCAAUUGUGCAAGUUCUCCCACUUAAAAAGAUGAGAGAGGCCUGUAAUUUUCAUCAUAGGUACACGUCAACUAUGACAGACAAAAUGAGGAAAAAAAAUCCAGAAAAUCACAUUGUAGGAUUUUUUAUGAAUUUAUUUGCAAAUUAUGGUGGAAAAUAAGUAUUUGGUCAAUAACAAAAGUUUCUUAAUACUUUGUUAUAUACCCUUUGUUGGCAAUGACAGAGGUCAAACGUUUUCUGUAAGUCUUCACAAGGUUUUCACACACUGUUGCUGGUAUUUUGGCCCAUUCCUCCAUGCAGAUCUCCUCUAGAGCAGUGAUGUUUUGGGGCUGUCGCUGGGCAACACGGACUUUCAACUCCCUCCAAAGAUUUUCUAUCGGGUUGAGAUCUGGAGACUGGCUAGGCCACUCCAGGACCUUGAAAUGCUUCUUACGAAGCCACUCCUUCGUUGCCCGGGCGGUGUGUUUGGGAUCAUUGUCAUGCUGAAAGACCCAGCCACGUUUCAUCUUCAAUGCCCUUGCUGAUGGAAGGAGGUUUUCACUCAAAAUCUCACGAUACAUGGCCCCAUUCAUUCUUUCCUUUACACGGAUCAGUCGUCCUGGUCCCUUUGCAGAAAAACAGCCCCAAAGCAUGAUGUUUCCACCCCCAUGCUUCACAGUAGGUAUGGUGUUCUUUGGAUGCAACUCAGCAUUCUCUGUCCUCCAAACACGACGAGUUGAGUUUUUACCAAAAAGUUCUAUUUUGGUUUCAUCUGACCAUAUGACAUUCUCCCAAUCCUCUUCUGGAUCAUCCAAAUGCACUCUAGCAAACUUCAGACGGGCCUGGACAUGUACUGGCUUAAGCAGGGGGACAUGUCUGGCACUGCAGGAUUUGAGUCCCUGGCGGCGUAGUGUGUUACUGAUGGUAGGCUUUGUGUACUUUGGUCCCAGCUCUCUGCAGGUCAUUCACUAGGUCCCCCCGUGUGGUUCUGGGAUUUUUGUUCACCGUUCUUGUGAUCAUUUUGACCCCACGGGGUGAGAUCUUGCAUGGAGCCCCAGAUUGAGGGAGAUUAUCAGUGGUCUUGUAUGUCUUCCAUUUCCCAAUAAUUGCUCCCACAGUUGAUUUCUUCAAACCAAGCUGCUUACCUAUUGCAGAUUCAGUCUUCCCAGCCUGGUGCAGGUCUACAAUUUUGUUUCUGGUGUCCUUUGACAGCUCUUUGGUCUUGGCCAUAGUGGAUUUUGGAGUGUGACUGUUUGAGGUUGUGGACAGGUGUCUUUUAUACUGAUAACAAGUUCAAACAGGUGCCAUUAAUACAGGUAACGAGUGGAGGACAGAGGAGCCUCUUAAAGAAGAAGUUACAGGUCUGUGAGAGCCAGAAAUCUUGCUUGUUUGUAGGUGACCAAAUACUUAUUUUCCACCAUAAUUUGCAAAUAAAUUCAUUAAAAAUCCUACAAUGUGAUUUUCUGGAUUUUUUUUUUUUCUUCUCAUUUUGUCUGUCAUAGUUGACGUGUACCUAUGAUGAAAAUUACAGGCCUCUCUCAUCUUUUUAAGUGGGAGAACUUGCACAAUUGGUGGCUGACUAAAUACUUUUUUUCCCCACUGUAUGUGAAAUACUACUACUGCUGUCCUUUGUCUAUAUAAACCAGCUUCAGCAGGUAGCCUAGCAGUUAAGAGCAUGGGCCAGUAACCGAAAGGUCGCUGGUAUGAAUGCCCGAGCCGACUAGGAGAAAAAUCUGUCGUUGUGCUCUUGAGCAAGGCACUUAACCCUAAUUGCUCAUGUAAGUCGCUCUGGAUAAGAGUCUUCGAAAUGAGGGCUUCCCAAACUCGGUCCUGGGGCCCCCCAUAGGUGCACGUUUUGGUCAAAUAACCAACUCAUCAUCAUCAGCAUGCUUUGAUUAUUUGAAUCAGCUGUGUAGUGCUAGCGCAAAAAAUGUGAACGGGGGCCCAUGACAGGGUUUGGGAAACCCUGUUCUAAAUAACUAAAAUGUUAAACGUUAUAAACUCAUUCUACCUGGCAUGUUGAAAUACAGAGCCGACUGGAUGUGUAACAGGCCCCUCCUGCCACUCGGGCCCUGGUAACCCCACCCAUUCAUCCUUCAGCCACACCAGCCUGCCUGAGAGGCCCCACCGAACUGUAGUGGCCACCCACUACCGCCCCGGGGCCAGCAGCGCAGGCUGCCAUCGCCGUGAACCGCCACAGGAGAAGAGAGAGGAGCCGCCCUGCCCCAAGCCCCCCUUGGUGUCCCCCUGUCGGCUCCUGAUGAGACCCACCCAAAGCCAGAGCACCAACCGUCUCUUCGUGACCCGGCCCCGGCUGCCCUUUGCCCCAAAGCCCUUCCAUAACCUCCCCAACUUCCGGAAGCCUGGCUCGGCCAACAGGCAGCUGCAUAGCCCCUCAGGCAAGCUGACAGCAGCAGCACCCCCAAGCACCUUCUGA